Funneliformis geosporum is the source of this 447-nucleotide messenger RNA. The record is from the annotation of a GenBank genome assembly. NCBI's taxonomy places the organism in Eukaryota, Fungi, Glomeromycota, Glomeromycetes, Glomerales, Glomeraceae.
AUGAAUUUUGAUAAUGAUGAAUUUGAUGAUUUAUGUAAAGGUUUUGAAACUCAGAAAAAUUUAAAUAAAAGCAAAAAAAAUUCUAUGGAAAUAGAUAAGGAAGUUAAAUUAGAUGAAAUAGCACAAGUUAUGGAUGAUUCUUUAGAGAUUUUUAAACUUUCUGAAUUCGAAGAGGUUUUUCUUUUUUCAUAUUUUGACUUGUCACCAGCAGUUCUUAUCGAUUUUGCUUCCCGACAGAAUUUAAAUUCUAUAUCACAAAAAUCUGAAAUAAAAGAAAUUUUAUUGAUAAAUAUUAGAAUAAGAUCAAAGGAACCUUAUUUAGUUACGCGUAUAAGUAUUAAAGAUAUAAUUAUAUAUAAAACCUAUCAAUAUAUUUCCAGCAGUGAUGUAUUUGAUCCUUUUCAAAAAUCACAAUCACAAGCCAAAUUAUCUGAACAUCUUGCAUAG